Messenger RNA from Ilyonectria robusta, 632 nucleotides. RefSeq names its product HotDog domain-containing protein. The transcript has a single exon. NCBI's taxonomy places the organism in Eukaryota, Fungi, Ascomycota, Sordariomycetes, Hypocreales, Nectriaceae. The record is from RefSeq and is a predicted model, not a curated record. The coding region runs from base 11 to 583 and encodes 190 amino acids.
GAAACAUAAAAUGGCCACUACCGACUUAAAUCACUUUCUCUCCAUUCCUUGGUGCGCAAAACUCCUCAACGACCCUAGUGUGGCAUUUCUCCACACCCACGACAAGUUUCAAGAUUCCAUCAGAAAUCAGGGAUUAUUCGCCGACGGUGUCUCGAGUCUCAAAAAUGGCGUCAGGGCUCAACUGGCGUUCUACCACCGACAGCCUCAACAAGCGGUAGACCCUCAGGCCCCCUUUCCUGAGCUGUCUGUAAUGUUCGACCUGGGCACCGGCGUCUCGGGUUGGCCUGGAAUAAGCCACGGCGGGUUCGUCUCGUAUAUAUUCGACACUGUGGCGGGUCGGUUGGCAAUGUGCAAUAUUGAUAGCCCCCCUGAGGAAACGGUAUCGCCUUUCACGAUGACGGCUAAAUUGGACGUCAACUACCGAAAACCAGUUCGAUUAGAUCAGGUGCUGAUUGUGACGGCUGUGAUCGAGAAGAUUGAAGGACGCAAGAUGCAUGUCUGUGUGAAACUUGAGGAUGAGUCGAGGGAGGUCUUGAGCGACGGUGCUGCGCUAUUCCUACUCACAAAUGUGCCCCGGCUUUAGGCUUGGGAGGUGAUAUUAUGGCCACGUAUGUCUGUUGAGCAGACUGACA